AUGUAUUUACAAAUGGCUCAGAUAAUUGCUGAUUCAAAAUUAAAAGAGCCAAGAAAUAAUUAUGGCAAAGCAAUUGAUAUAGCUACUACAACUGAUCAGAGCAUCUUUCGUUGCUUACUUCAACAAGGUUUUACGGUUGCAUUCAUUCGAGUAUAUCUAUCAAACGGAAAUGGCAAUCCGGAUAGCAAUUGUAUUGCUAGUAUCUACUAUGCUGCUAAUGAACGAUUAGGCGUUGAAAUUUAUGUGGAACCACAACCUCUAAAUUCUGCAAAAACUGGAAGUGGACAAUUUAUGGAAGUGUAUACAUUCCUGAUAAAUAAUAAUAUUGCAAUGAGAGCUAUUUGGAUUAAGGUAACAACACCAAUUAAUUGGCCUAAAAAUCAAGUUGCUAAUGUUAAUUUUAUCAAUGAAUUUAUUAUUUCUGCUUGGCGAUACGGUAUUGCAGUAGGUAUUUAUACUAGCUGGUAUGAUUGGAAACAGAUAACAGCUGGACAGUUAGCAACCGAACAAGGAAAAAUUCGUCUUUGGUAUUGGAAUUCAUUGGGUUUAGGCCCGAAUGCUGCAACUUCACCAACAUUUGAUGAUUUCCGAAUUUUUGACGGAUUUAAAAUGCCAACAGUGAAACAAUAUGCUCAAAAUGAAUAUAUAUGUGGAAUAUACGCUUCCUUAAAUGUCUAUGUCAAUGAAAUAGCAAUGAAAGCUUCUUUACCUCUUAAUAUGGCCAAUGUUAUAGUUGUUGGCAAUCUUCCUUAUCGAUAA
Molecule: messenger RNA, 759 nt
Organism: Cercopithifilaria johnstoni
Lineage: Eukaryota; Metazoa; Nematoda; Chromadorea; Rhabditida; Onchocercidae
Source: the annotation of a GenBank genome assembly